AUGCCGCCGUUCUCGAGCAUCCGAUCGCACCGCUCCUCCGUCGACCCCCCGAAGAGACCCCGCGCUCCAACAUCGUCACCCUUCAACGUCGGCGGCCAGAUUAUUUCAAGACCACCGCAGACCCUAGCCGCAGCCGGGCCCACCUCCGUCCUCUCGACCCCCCUCCCUUACAUCGACCGCGACCCCACUCUCUCACCUCCUCUCCUCCCUCUCCCCGCCAACCAAAUCGCCUCCCCUCCUCUCCUCCUAUCCGGCCUCAGCGCGCUUCUCCGCCCUCCGAUCUCAUCUCCGAGGCCAGACUUCUACGAGACGUCGACUCCUCGCUGCUCUCCAGCAUCCCCCCACUUCCGGACGCCCUUGGACCUCUCCAGGGUCCACGAUCCGCCCCAUCAAACGUGCCGGCGAUUCCCACCGCCGACUCCACCGACGCCUCCGGCGCGUCCACGUGGCCACAGCGGCCAAGAUCACGUCUUUCGACUGGUCGCUCUCGAAGAGAUCCACCGUCACUGCACUAGGGCUCCCCGCCGUGAUUCCACUCCUCGCACCUUGACGCUCUGUCGUCGCCGCGGCGCCGUUGAACUUCCCGGGUCCAGAUCUUGGGACCUCGCGGCUCGUCCGCUGGAGAAGGACCGCCCCCUAAAUUGGGACGUCAACGGAUCCGCUGCCGCCGUCCAGGGCAUAGGAUCCUCGCCCGAGUACCUCUUCGGGAGCUUCGAGUCUGUUCGCAGGAACUCGAGCGCCGUCGUGGUCUUUGACCGCACGAAUUUUAAGAAGGUGGGCGAGAUUGGGUGGAGGGAGGUGUACGGCGCCGAGCUGGACUCUGCCAUCCCGGCCACCAAGCUCAAGUGGGUUAACGGGUUCAAUCUCUUGCUCGCAUCCGGUUCGCAUGCGGGCCCGUCCGGGCUGACGGGAAAUAUCCGGUUGUGGGAUGUGAGGUCCGGCGCGGUGGUGUGGGAGGUAACAGAGAAGGAGGACUGCUUCGCUGAUGUGGUGGUGUCGGAGAGCUUGUCGGCCAUUUUCAAGGUGGGUGUGAACUCCGGGGAGGUUUUUAUGCGCGACUUGAGGAGGUUGAGCGGCGGCUCCACCGAGGAGGAUUGGAUUUGUAUGCAUGGGAACAAGGUGGUGGAUGCGAACGCUGACAAGAAGAAGAAAGAGGGGAGUGGUUGUUUGGUGGAAUGCCACGGAGACAAGGUGUUUGUGAGCAGGGGCGGGGACGUGGAGAUAUGGAGCGAGGUUCUGAUGGGUGGCGGGACGAGGAGGAACGAGGAUGGUGGGGAAUCAGGGGAGAGGGUGAUGAGGAAGAAUCUUAUGGGAAGGAGAGAGGACGUGGGCGGGAAAAAAAUUGUUAGAUUAGGAUUUGGGGGAAGCAGGAUGGUGGUUUUGAGGAAGGAGGAGCAAAGUGUGGAAGUGUGGGACACUUCAUCAUCCAGGGGUUAGCUUGGAACCAAUGAUUGCCCUAAAUGGUGUUUCUACCUGUACAAAUUGUGCUAAAAUGGAGGAUUUGGUUCUGAUUACGUCAGUUAACCCGUUGGUGGCCAGAGUUUUAUUGAGAUUCUCAAGUUAAGAAAACAUUGGACUUGAGAAAACCUGAAAAGGAGGUAAACCCAUGGACUGAGCUGGAUGGUGGAAUUGUUUUCUCAAAUGCAGAUUAAGGCAAUUUUCGUGUAACUAAUUUUCAAAUUUUGUUUCUUGGAUAUGGCUGAUGUGGAUAAAUUACAUUCUCAGCAUAUGCCUUUUCUAAUAUUUGGAAGUUAUCUUGACCAUGCUGUUGAUCAUUCGAUGGACAUAGGCGAUAUUCUCCCCUCCAGUAUCCGGGCAUACCUGCAGCAGACGAAGGUGCGGCUCCCGUAGCUCCAAAACUCAAAAGAAGCUGGGACAACAGGGUCAUCACCUCUAAGCAUGUUCCCACAGGUGCCUGGGGACGGAGGAUCUCUAGACUUCCUGAGAAUUAAACAACCCACAGGUUUUUCACAUCCUUCUCCGCAUACUGCUUCUGAUUUUAUUGUGGAAUUUGUUCCUACCGAUUCAUGGGUGACAUAGUUCAGGCUUUAUCUACCGGUGUCAUGAGGUGGAAUAUGCAAAACACAAGCAACGCAAACAAAGUUUACUGGUAUUCGAUAUAUAGCAUUCACCAAUACUUCGUUUAAUUUCUUUGACAAUUUAAACCAGUCCACAUGUACUCUGUCACUAAAAAAGUUGGAAGUCAUAUAUUU
Asparagus officinalis (garden asparagus) is the source of this 2213-nucleotide messenger RNA. RefSeq names its product BTB/POZ domain-containing protein At5g41330-like. Lineage: Eukaryota; Viridiplantae; Streptophyta; Magnoliopsida; Asparagales; Asparagaceae. The record is from RefSeq and is a predicted model, not a curated record.